AUGUCGAACCCACGUAUUGAAGAACUCCCAGAUAACGAGGAGCCAACCAAGCAACAAGUUACCGCAGAGGAUGAGGGAUCCGACAGUUCUGACUCCGAGGCAGAGGGAGAGGAGGUAGCUGGUAUCCCAGCAGGUUCCCAAGUCGCUUUCUCCCGCAACGAGAAGAAGGCACGCAAGUCAAUUGCUAAGCUCGGUCUUACAAGAGUCCCUGGUAUUACCAGAGUCACUUUGAGACGACCAAAGAACAUCCUCUUUGUCAUCAACCAGCCAGAGGUUUACAAGUCCCCAACCAGCAACACCUACAUUGUUUUCGGUGAGGCUAAGAUUGAGGACCUUAACUCUCAAGCUCAAGCUUCUGCUGCCGCACAGUUGGCUGCUCAAGAAUCCCACGAUCACGCCGGUCACGAUCACUCUGGCCACGACCACUCCCACGAUCACGGAAAGGGCAAGGCUGUUGACACCGAGGAGAAGAAGGAAGAGGAAGAGGAUGACACAGAGGAGGUCGAUGCCACUGGACUCGAGGACAAGGAUAUUGAAUUAGUCAUGACCCAAGCCAGUGUUUCGCGCAACAAGGCUGUAAAGGCAUUGAAGGAGAAUGACAACGAUAUAGUCAAUUCGAUUAUGGCUCUAAGCAUAUAG
Molecule: messenger RNA, 639 nt
Organism: Botrytis porri
Lineage: Eukaryota; Fungi; Ascomycota; Leotiomycetes; Helotiales; Sclerotiniaceae
Exons: 3
Coding region: 1-639 (212 amino acids)
Biological process (GO): protein targeting to membrane
Cellular component (GO): nascent polypeptide-associated complex; cytoplasm
Source: RefSeq, a predicted model, not a curated record